Nerophis ophidion (straightnose pipefish) is the source of this 2941-nucleotide messenger RNA. It is a transcript of the gene mrtfbb, whose product is annotated as myocardin related transcription factor Bb. Lineage: Eukaryota; Metazoa; Chordata; Actinopteri; Syngnathiformes; Syngnathidae. The transcript has 15 exons. Bases 228 to 2603 code for a protein of 791 amino acids. Gene Ontology annotation, biological process: smooth muscle cell differentiation. The record is from RefSeq and is a predicted model, not a curated record.
CGGAAGUGACGAUUAGCAAUGAGUAAGUGAAUUUAGUGAAGGCUAAAGUGGAGGUGAUGUCGGGGUUUUGCUCCAAACUUCGACAAUGGCUCGUCUACAAGCAGCAAGACGUGGUCAAGGUUGGAUAAACCGGGGAUGUCGUUUUGCACAAUGAGUGAGGACAGCACACAAACUACAACCAGCACUGUGCUGCCAUCCCACUGUAAUUUGACUCCGCUACAGCCGUCAUGCUCCAGGGUUUGUCCUGGCGUCUCCCAGAGUCCGGUGCCAGAAAGGGAGGAGGGGCGGCCGGUCGCGAGCGAACCCCAGCUGUCGUUGGCUUUCGAGCACAGAGUCUUGUCCGUCCCAGCCGUCUUCUCGUCUGGCCCAGUCGCUCCAUGGGACUCCAGAGGUGGACCCCCGGCACAGCAGCACUGUCCUCCAUGGCCUGCCUCCACGUGGAGAGCCCCUCCAUCUGCAGGGGGAAGUUCAAAUCAGCCCUGCAGCUCUGCUUGCAGCACAGACGAAGUCGCCAGCAACAUGUGGAGCAAGGCAUCAUGCCCCCUCUGAAAACACCGGCUGCCUUCCAUGAGCGUAUUCACACCUUGGAGCGAGCCAGGAAAGGAAACCUUCUGAAACACAAACUGUGCAGCAGAGCCGCACGCUCCCAGCUGGCCCGCAUGCACAUCUUGCAAGAGACCGAGGCACAACCUUCCCUGCAGACUACCCAGAUGAAGCUGAAGAGGGCCCGACUGGCAGACGAGCUCGACGAGAAGAUAGAUGUCAGACCUGCUGGACCCAUGGAGCUGGUGGAGAAGAACAUCCUGCCUGUGGACGGGGAUGCUAAAGAAAUGCAUAAGGGUGAUGAUGUGGCGGCAAACAAGAGCGUGGAUGUGUACAGAUUCGAUGACGACAACACCGAUGCUUUAUCUACGUUGGAACCUCGUUGCUCAACACCUCUGAGCGCAGCGUCCAGUUCGACUGAGAGCACGUCCUCUUCUUCCAGCUCGAGCUCCUCCAUACAGCACUCCUCGCCGUCCGACGCCACCUCGCCCCGUGCCAGUGAGAAACCCGAGGUUCCGUCGCAGCCGAGCGUUGUUUUGCUGAUAAAGCAAAUCCCGCCAAAGACGCCGGCUGAAAAGAGCCGCGGCAAAAAGAGCCGCGAGGCCAAGCCGCGGAUACGCAAGCUGAAGUAUCAUCAGUACAUCCCCCCGGACCAGAAACAGGAGCUGCAGCCGAUGGCGGCGCGCAUGGACUCCGCUUACGGACGCAUCCUGCAGCAGCAGCAGCAGUUCUUGCAGCUGCAGAUCCUCAGACAGCAGCACUACUGCCAGCAGGGGGCGCCACCUGCCACGCACAAAUCCACGGCCGAAGUCCUGAGUGAAAACUGCAACCCUCAUCAGCUGCCGGCCAACGUGGACGAAAUGAAGGUUGCCGAGCUGAAAGUGGAGCUGAAACUCCGCUCGCUGCCUGUCUCCGGCACCAAGACGGACCUGAUAGAACGGCUGAAGGUCUAUCAUGAGAAUGCCGUUUCCAUGGAGACAAGCCCCCCUGGCAAGUUGACCCCGCCCGUGUCCCCCGUGGCCUCCAAAGUGUCCAGUCGGGGCCCGGAGGACGGUCCCGCAAAGUGCGCGGUCCGUCCUGGGGAGGAGCAGGUGUCCGGCGAGAAGGACCGGCGUCUCCACGAGAAGGAGCGGCAGAUCGAGGAGCUGAAGAGGAAGCUGGAGAAGGAGCAGCGGCUGGUGGAGGAGCUGAAGCUGCAGCUGGAGGUAGAAAAGAGGAGUCAGCAGGGAGAUUCCCCACCUCGCCUCAGCCCUCCCCCGCUUUUCCACCGCGCCAAGGAGGAACCUCUUUCGCUCUCCAGCUGCUCGGCCGCCGCCGAGGUGAAACAGGAGGAGGACGGCGAGCGCGGCUACUUAGCGCUGUCAUCAAACGGAGAUGGAGCGCUUCCUGUCUCCGUCCGGCGGCCUGGUAAUGGCAUCAAGAUGCGGAGCAGCGCGGCCUCGGUCCUGGUCCUCGCGUCUGGACCGGGGCCCGCGAAAAUAGACGACUCAGCGCCUCUGACGAAGUUUCCAGACUGCGGUCCACAGUCACCUCCUCUUCAUCAGCCUGCCUUCAUCCUGCCGCAGCUCAAAUGCAAGAAGCUCCGAGAGCCUCCUCGCUACGAAGACGCAGUGAAGCACACGCGCAUGGCAACAGCUGCACAGGGCGUCUCUGCGGCCAGCCAGCAGAUGGACGACCUGUUUGAUGUCCUGAUUGAAAGCGGCGAGAUAUCCCCCUUCAUUAAGCAGGAGCCUCCCAGCAUGGACAAGCGUCUUCCUGUCACCCCCAGCGUCACUCUCCUCCCUGUCAACACCGUCCUGUCACGCCCUCCUCCUCUGGUCCAAGUGGCACACAUGCCGCCCACGACCUUGGCCCCCGACCCCCGGUUAGACUCCCUCCUGAGUGCAGGUGUGGAGGAGCCGCUGAAGCUGAUAGAGGAGCUUCACUCUGAACUUCACGCCAUGGACUGGCUGGACCUGACCUUGUGCUCGCCCGCAGAGGGUGUGGACGCCGCAGCUGUGUCGGCAGCGCCCGAGGGCGUCUUCACCGCGGACUUCCUCACCGCCCAUGAACUGCUCUAGGUGACCCCUCAUAUAUUCUUGCUGGAAGGAAAGACACCAGGAAGUGAGGUGUGGGACUGCUUCAAGGUCGUAAAACCUGAUUUGUUGGCAAGGUCAGGUACUGAUUAGUUAUUAUUUAAGCCUAUUUUGUUUGUACAACAUCAACGUGGUUGCCAGCAGAAUGGGUGAUGCCCUCUGCUGGCCACAUCCCAAACUGCUCCCAUGAGUAGUCAGACAGUUGAGAACUAUUGACCACAUCCAGCAUAAUAUUUGAUGUAUAGUUUGUAAUAUACUCAUUCUGCUUUUCUUACCUUUUUUAUACAAACAUGUGCUUUUGUCAUUAAACUACACACAGCUUA